Melampsora larici-populina 98AG31 is the source of this 582-nucleotide messenger RNA. RefSeq lists its product as uncharacterized. Lineage: Eukaryota; Fungi; Basidiomycota; Pucciniomycetes; Pucciniales; Melampsoraceae. The transcript has 4 exons. Gene Ontology annotation, biological process: cellular response to oxidative stress. Gene Ontology annotation, cellular component: cytoplasm. Gene Ontology annotation, molecular function: glutathione disulfide oxidoreductase activity. Bases 34 to 471 code for a protein of 145 amino acids. The record is from RefSeq and is a predicted model, not a curated record.
CAAAUAUACUCAAGUUCAACUGCUACCUCAAAGAUGACUGCCCAACAAGACGUGGAUGAAGCGAUCAAAACUCAUCCUAUAGUAGUUUACUCCAAGUCCUACUGCCCUUAUUGCCGACGCGCCAAAAACCUUCUGGCUUCGAUUCCGAAUAAGGUUGCCGACCCCAAAGUUUUCGAACUCGACCUGAUGGGUCAGGAAGGGACUGAAACGCAGGCGUAUCUUUUGAAAUUGACCGGUCAAGGAACUGUUCCUAACAUUUUCAUUGGACAUAAACAUAUUGGUGGGGCGGACGAUCUGGCAAGUUUACAUGCUAUGGGUGGUUUGGAACCACUUUUGAAAGAACCCCUUUCCCAUUCGCCUGAUCGUCUGGCCGGUGGCGUGGCUAUCUUUGUCUUGCUCGGUGCUUUGGCGUGGUUCGGACGGCGAUACUUUCAAAGCAGAACUCAGACUUUGGCUAAGGAGAAGCUAUAAUUUAUGCUGGCAACGAUUUAUGUGUUGUGGCAUGCAGCACUAUCAUAUCACACAGCUCUGUAAUUCCGCCAGUGAUUGAAAAAGCUUUCGGACUGAGUUACCAUACAGACC